Poecilia latipinna (sailfin molly) is the source of this 3254-nucleotide messenger RNA. RefSeq names its product carboxy-terminal kinesin 2-like. The record is from RefSeq and is a predicted model, not a curated record. Gene Ontology annotation, molecular function: microtubule binding; microtubule motor activity; ATP binding. The transcript has 7 exons. Bases 2242 to 2910 code for a protein of 222 amino acids. Lineage: Eukaryota; Metazoa; Chordata; Actinopteri; Cyprinodontiformes; Poeciliidae. Gene Ontology annotation, biological process: microtubule-based movement.
UGACCUUUUAGACUUCAAAUAUAUUAUUACAUCAUUUCUUCAUACCAGAAUCAGUACUUGAACACAAAAGGAACCAAAUCAUAGCUUUUUUCAACAAAAUGCACUUAGAUAAACAGAUAUUCAGUCAUUAUGUCUGAAACAACUGUUACGGCCCAAGGCCUUUUCCUUUGGGUCUCUAACAUCCAUGUUUUGGACUCUUAAUUGGUGCUGAUUGGAAGUGGAGGCAGCUGGCCAGAGUCUCCAGAUGACAUCAGAUCCACCUUAAGAUGCACCACUUUCUCUGACUAAGCAGCUCAUUCUUCCUCUCCCCCAACCAGUUAUGAUUUUUGUUAAAUUCCCUUUUAAGUUAUCUCUUGUGUUGCUUCCCUUUCAUUUGUUAUGGUUUAAGAGCCAGACCAUAACAAAUUGGGGGCUCGUUCAAAUUUAUGCUGGGUUUGUUGAGUUAGUUAAUUAGUAAACAUUGUUAAUUUAACUGGGAAGCUAGUGUGGGAAUCUUGAGUUUAGUUUUGGGGAAAUGUUUUUAGUUUCUUUUUUCUCUGGUUUGGGGUAAGUUGAUUGCUUUCGUCUCAUCUGAUGAGCUCACUGGUAAGUCUUGAUCGUUUGAUUUGUGCAAUUCAUUACGUCUGAUCUGAACUGAUUCCCCUGUAGGCCUCAGCGUGUCUCCCCUUUGGGUUUAAUGUGCUCAGACACAGUAGUGUGAGAUCAUAUGGUUGGAGCAGUCGUCUCGGGGGCACAGCCAUAGUGUUGGGGGGGUUGCCGAUUUUCCGGUCGCCUUUUCCACUCUAUUGGUAUUAAGUGCGUAAAUACCCACCGUCUCUGAAGACUAGGGUUGAGCUAGUUAGUUUCUGAUGGGCAGUUAGAGGGGAGGUUCGGGUUGGUUGUUUUGUGUUGCACAGAUUGUCAGCAAUUAAACUUUUGAAACACUGUUUUGUGAUUAAGACUUUAGUCAUGCCUGUGGAAGACUUUAAUAAAUCCCCAUCAGCAGAAGUUUUGGAGCAAUGUUGUAGAGAACAAUUGGUAAAAAUUGCUGAACACUAUAAAAUAAGUGUUGGUGACAAAAGGUUGAAAGACAAUGUCAAAGCAAUUUUAAGGGAGAACUUAAUUGAGAUGGGUGUUUUGUCUUCACCUUCCAGACCUGAAGAUUUGGUUGCUCAGGUGGUAAAGCCUGACUUUUUGGAUUUUGAACAACAAAAAGAGAUGUUAAGGUUGAGAAUGCAACUGGAAAAGGAAAAGGAGUUGGCUUUAGAGAGGUUACGACAGCAGGCAGAUUUGGAUAAGGCUCUUGCUUUGGAAAAGAUGAGACAGGAAACUGAAUUGGCAAGAAUAAAUUUGGAAAGUGAAAAAUUAAAUCUGGUGAAAGAUGGCAAAUUGUCUGUGGAAUCUUGUGUUGGGGACUCAAAAUGCAAACCCUCUGAUAUUUUAAAUGACUUGCGUUUGGUGCCCAAGUUCAGUGAAAAGGAUAUUGACACUUUUUUCACUUUGUUUGAAAGGGUUGCAGACACAAGAGAUUGGUCUGAUUCAGACCGCAUAAUUUUGCUUCAGUGUGUUUUGGUUGGUCGUGCUCAGGAAGCUUUCUCUAUGUUAAGCUUGAAUGAUGGCCAAGAUUAUGCUAAGGUUUCAGCGCUUGAUGAAUAAAGUUGUUGGGUGUUUAGAAGGCUGUUCCUUGUAUUUGGAUGACGUUGUCUAUUCUGACAGUUGGUCAUCUCACAUGGAACGACUCACCGCUUUGUUUGGCCGUUUGCGGGAUGCGUAUUUGACAGUGAAUCUGGCCAAAUGUAACUUUGCUCGAGCAACUGUUAUCUUGGUCAUCGAGUGGGUCAAGGUAAGGUAUGUCCAGUUAGUGCAAAGGUAGAAAGAAGCGAUUGAAAAGUAUCCACCACCGACGACUAAAAAGGAACUCAUGAAGUUUUUGGGUUUAGUGGGAUACUACAGAGCUUUCUGCCGAAACUUUUCAACUGUGGUUGCAUGCGUUUUCCCACGUGUCUGAAUUCGUAAUGACAGAUUGGGCAUUCUGUGGAUGUUCUCGGUGGCAACAUUGAUCCAAUUCUUUUUCAUGAAUCUGUCAAUGACAAAUAAAAUAAAUUUUUAAUUAUCAGACAUACCGUAAGUAUUUGUUAAGCAUAACAGUUGUGUCACAUCCGGCCGUGUUGUGACUUUUAAAGCAGGUUUCUGAUCAUUUUUAAUGUUCUGACUCCAGGAUGAUGUCUGAACAUUUCUCCAGAGUCGGACAGCUUUGGAGAAAUGCUCAACUCUCUGAGGUUUGCCAGCAAGUUCACCUUCACUGCGAGUUUUGUUGAAAUCUACAACGAGACCCUGCGGGACCUGUUAUACUCCGGCAAGGCCAGCAAGAGGCCCGAACACGAGAUCCGAAAGACGGCCAGCAACGACGUGACGGUCACCAACCUGACCUACCAGAAGGUCUCCACCGAGGACGAGGUUCUUGGUUUGAUCGCUUUGGCCAAAGAGAACCGCUCCACGGCCCAGACGGCCCUGAACGAUCGCUCCUCCCGCUCACACUCGGUGUUCCAGCUGCAGAUCGAGGGAGUGAACGCCGGCAGGGACAUCAAAUGCAAGUCCACUCUUUGCCUGGUGGACCUGGCCGGCAGCGAGCGAAUGGUGAAGAGUCAGUCUCAGGGAGAGCGCUUCAAGGAGAUGACGUCCAUCAACAGCUCCCUGUCCAACCUGGGCAUCGUCAUCACUUCUCUGGCCAACAAGGAGAGCCACGUCCCAUACAGGAACUCCAAGCUGACCUACCUGCUGCAGAACUGCCUCGGAGGAAACAGCAAAACGUUGAUGUUCGUGAACAUUUCUCCAGAGUUGAACAGCUUUGGAGAAACACUCAACUCUCUGAGGUUUGCCAGCAAGGUGAACGAUUGCGUCAUCGGGACAGCGAGUUCCAACAAGAAAUAGAUCGACGUUUUUACAUGGUCACAUUUUAUUCUACUUUAGUAGAAAAUCUGUAAGAUGUUUGUACUUGGUUUGUCAUCAACUCUGUUUGGAUUUUGCUCAGUUUGCUUUGAACUGGAGCCAUUUUUUGACAAAGAAUUUUUAAAUAAUAUACAAUGCAACAAUAAAGUUUUUUUUUCUUUCAAGAAUAAACUGACUUUAAUGGAUUCCAAAACAAAUAAAUUGAGGAUUUGUCAGAUUUAAAAAUAUUUCGCAACAUAAAAUAAACUCAAUGGUACAGAUAAAUAGCUGUAAUAUUUGAUUAACAGGUGCAAAAUAGAAAAGGGUGGGUGAAUAAACAGCGCGGC